UUGUUGUCUAUUGUCUGUCCAUUUCUUUGCCUUAGCCACUGACAAUCCUCAGAUGCCUUUGUCCACUGGUGUCAUCACACCCAAUACCUGUCCAAGUUAUCUUUGCCUGCAACAAAGCAACUGAGAGCUGCACGGAAGGAAGGAGCUAUGGGCAACACAGUGAGUGUCCCAGUGGAAGUUAAAGAAGACAAUGCAUGCCCAGUAAUAAAUUAUCAGGCUCUACCUGAAUCUCCUACCAGUGUCAAAAAUGGAUCUGCUGUAUUUGUUCAGACUCAUCCUCCUGCAAUGAAUGGUGGAGUUGAUGCGAAGGCAAGUGUUGCGCGGGAUAAUGCGGCCGCUUCUUCCCCGAAGACAAAGGAGCAGAGCGCCGGCGCUGCGGGUGGGGAGGCUGCUGGGAGCACUGCCAGCAGGGCCUUGCCAUCUGCUAAAUCCCGCUCUGUCUUCGCGUUUUCAUGGUCUGUACCAGGGCGUACUGAAGACCCAGCGUCAGACUCAUCAGUUGGAUCCGCGAAGCUUGAUCUCAGCUCGGAGGCGCCCGACGUGAACAAAGCACUGAGUGACAGCGUGGCCUUGCCCGCGGCAGCUGCGCCAGAGCCUGGCGCCCAUAAAAUCCUGGCCCAGGCCCAGUCAGCACCAGUGCCUCACCACAGCGGCCUAGCGGCACCUGGGACACCUGAGGGAGAGGCUGCAGCCGCACUGAAGCCAAAACAAGUAAACUUUUUUGACAAGAUCUUCAAACUGGAGAAGGGGAAGGAAAGGAGCCAAGAGCAGACUCCCACCCAGAAGGAAACGAGGGCUUCAGACGCUCCUGACGGGUGCAGUGCUGUGCAGGAAGCCACCGGAUCACAGAGAACUUCAAAUGGCAUCCCACCGGGGAAGGAGAUAGAUGACUGCAACCGAAGAGACCUACGGCAGGACUUGGCAAGUGUCAACAGUCUCACUGCUGAGCAACCUGCAAGGGCAGAGGUAAACCAAGACAGCCCCCGGGCAGCUGCUGCAGUGGACAACCACUCCGUCAUGAGUUUCUUUAAAACGCUGGUCUCACCAAGCAAAGCUGAAACCAAAAGUGAACCUGAAGACAAGGGAUCAAAAGCAGAAAAAGGCCAUGGUGGGCAACCUGCUCCGAAGACGGUGCCAGAAUCCCAGACUAAAGGAGCCAAGAAAAAGAAGGCAGAGAGUCCCAAGCUAGGACACAGUACUUUUAGCAAACUCUUUAGGCAUAAGGCUGCAAAGGAGACCCAACAGACAACUAACACCAAAAGCACUGAACAGCAGCCUGUUAGCUCUGUGAAAUCAGACAAAAAUGUCCCUUCCUCUCAAGAGCUGCAGACAGCUAAGCAGAAUACAAAAGCCCCCGAGCCUGCAGCCCAGCAGCAGGCAACAGCCACUGAAGCCCCCAAAGAGGUGACGAAGGAGAAAGCAUCAUCCACUCCUAUGCCACUGAGCAAACUCUUUUGGAAAAAGAACACAUCGGAAGAAGCAGAGACCAUAAGCAAUGAAAAAGCAGAUGCACCUUCAGAAGCUGCGGCUCCUGACAAAGACGAGAAAAGCCCAGAAGCAGCAGAAGUGAAACCUAGAAAAGAAGAAAGCAAAACCCCCAAAGCAAACCUGAGGAAGUUUUUCAAACUGUCAGGCAAGGGUGAUGGAGGGACAACCCGUUCAGAAGAGGUAAAUGGCCCAAGCCCCAGCCACCAAACAUCAAACUCUACAGAGAGGCCAGUUGCCACAGCUGAAAGUGAACCUGUGGGCCAAAAGAGCAAAGAGAGUUCAAAAGACAAGAAGUCGACAGUGGAGCUGAGCAAGCAGAAAGGCAGCAAACAGGAAGCCAGAGAGCAGCCAGACUCCAGGGAGCAGCAAACAGCCGAGACCGACUCCAUCCAGAACGGAGGAGACGCUUCAAAGGAACCCUCCUCCUACAAGAGGACAGAGAAGAGGCAGUCACUUGGAGGGUUUUUUAAGGGCCUUGGUUCCAAAAGGAUGUCUGAUGCCGAAGUGCAAACAGAUCCAGUGUCUAUCCUACCUGCUGGGAAAUCCAAGUAAUGAAUACAAUUGGCUGCUGAAGGAUCAGCAGCUCUCUCUACACUCACUUGCAAUAGAGAUGACUCAUUAUUUUCCUUUACAUGGCUGUCAUCAGAUGCCGGAGGCUAAAAUAAACAUUGGUGUAUCAUUUAAGGUAUAUCAUUUACAGGGUUUGUUCAUUAGAUGUUAGAAAGCAACUGUAAAGAUCAUCAAGAAGCAAUGUGUAGUAUUAUAUUUAAAGAAAGGUCAUGUGGAUGAUUUUCAGUCUAUAGAGGGUAGUAAGGUAAGAAAGGGGCAGUGAAUUAAAAAAAAAUAGCAGAAAAAAUGUAUGUGACAAAGGAAUGCAGUUUGUGCAGCAAGGCAUGAGCAACAAAUCCUCAGUUUUAGAGAGUUUCAAAGCAGCCAGGAAAAAAAAUCUUUUUUUUGAUAAAUGUUAUACUUAAAUGUAAAAACAAGUCACCUUCUGUGGUAUUAAAUAGUGCUAAAAUUAGCAAAAAGUCUGCGGUAUGAUAGAAUCAGUGGUUAUAAAGUUAUGCUUCAUAUUGGUUAUUAAUGUAAGUUAAAAUGCUAAAAUGCAAAAGCUUUACAUGAUUGAGACAACUUCUCUCCUGUCUUGAUGAGGUGGGAUAACAAAUUAAAAAUUAUUUAAGGUUCUAAUAGGAACACAAGGGGGCACCCACGUCCCCACCAUAGUCCUAACUCCGAGGUUGUACCUACAAUCCUGUUAUUAAUGUUUCUCAGAUGAUAGGGAAGAAAAAGUUAGUUGUUUCAUCAGAUAUUUGUUUAUAUCUAUACUUGUAAUUAAUCCUAAUAAAAUCAAAAUCAAGGCUGUCCAGGCACCUCCCUGCUUCACAAGGCUCCUGUAAUAACUGUAGUUAAUAAAUUUUACAGAAAAAUAAGAUUUCUGUGGUUUAUUCAGCCCUUUACUCAGACAAAGAACUGUACGCCUGACAUUUUAAGUCACACUAGCAUCUGAAAUAUAUAUAUUGUAUAUUUUGAUCUCGUUAUGAUUAAAUAAACAUACUAAUCCUUUCACAAAA
Messenger RNA from Cygnus atratus (black swan), 3059 nucleotides. RefSeq names its product brain enriched myelin associated protein 1 (gene BCAS1). Gene Ontology annotation, biological process: myelination. The coding region runs from base 148 to 2040 and encodes 630 amino acids. Lineage: Eukaryota; Metazoa; Chordata; Aves; Anseriformes; Anatidae. The record is from RefSeq and is a predicted model, not a curated record. The transcript has 13 exons.